Messenger RNA from Grus americana (Whooping crane), 9682 nucleotides. It is a transcript of the gene FAM219A, whose product is annotated as family with sequence similarity 219 member A. Bases 187 to 744 code for a protein of 185 amino acids. Lineage: Eukaryota; Metazoa; Chordata; Aves; Gruiformes; Gruidae. The record is from RefSeq and is a predicted model, not a curated record. The transcript is spliced from 6 exons.
GGCCGGACCCGGAAGCGGCGCGGCUGAGUCACCUCGGCAGCGAGCGGCGGCGGCGGCGGCGAUGAGGCAGCAGCCGCGGCGGGUGGCGGCGUUGUCGUCGUCCUUCGGUGCCUGAGGAGCCUCCCCGCGGCCGCCUGUUCUUCUUCCCUCCCGCCCCGCUUGCCGCGCCCCAGCCCCGCCGCCACCAUGAUGGAGGAGAUAGACCGGUUCCAGGUGCCCGCCGUGCGCGCCGAGAUGCAGCCGCUGGAUCCAACAGCUGCAUCUAUUUCGGACAGAGAUUGUGAUACGAGAGAGGGAGAGACUGUAGCUAUGAACUAUAAGCCGUCCCCACUUCAAGUGAAAUUAGAGAAGCAGAGGGAGCUGGCUAGGAAGGGCUCCCUGAAGAACGGCAACAUGGGAAGCCCAGUUAAUCAGCAGCCCAAGAAGAACAACGUGAUGGCACGAACAAGGCUCGUCGUUCCCAAUAAGGGCUAUUCGUCAUUAGACCAGAGUCCAGAUGAAAAGCCACUGGUAGCCCUGGAUACAGACAGUGAUGAUGACUUUGACAUGUCCAGAUAUUCCUCCUCUGGUUACUCAUCAGCUGAGCAGAUCAACCAAGACUUGAACAUCCAGCUGCUAAAGGAUGGGUACCGGUUAGAUGAGAUCCCAGAUGACGAGGACCUCGACCUAAUCCCCCCUAAAUCGGUCAACCCUACCUGCAUGUGUUGCCAAGCCACCUCCUCCACCGCCUGUCACAUCCAGUAGUGAGGCCGGCAGGCUGUGAUCAGUGCUUUCCACUAUAACUGUAAAACUUAACAGCCAUUGCUUCCUCCUAUGGUAGGACGUGCACCUCUUUGUGUUCAUGGAGCCAGGAGAAACCAAAAAAUUCAUUUUAUGAUUGGUUGAUAAGUUAUUUUAAACUACGGUUAAAUGAAAAAGAAGUUGCUCAAAGUGGUAGGCAGUGCCUAGCAGAACUGACUGGUCUGGAGAGCGAAUGCAGAGGGGUCCAGAGAUACCUCCUUGGUUUGCGUAGGCACUGGGGAUGUUUUGUAAGAUGUCUGCUCCAGAAUCGGAAGGGUCAGAUGGGGCUGCAGGUAAUCCUGCCCGCUGAAACCAAUCCAUCUGCAAGAUCAGGGGUGAGUCUGAGGUGUCAGGAGGUUUUGCCAGCGAGAGGAGGUCAGUUCUUAAUUCAUUCACCAAACCUGUUUCAUUUGCAUAACCAAAAUGAUGCUGUAACUGGAGCACAGGAAUGGGAACGGAGCAGGGCAUCCUUUCUUAUGGCAAGGCUAGCCAGGACUGGCAUGACACAAUUCAUUCACUUGCGAAGAAGACAAACAGGUGGCAUUUCACUGUGAGUCAGUACUAGCUAGAGCUGUUGUGUCACAUAUUCAAUGCAACCUACACUUAGCUCCACAUGAAAUUACCACCAAACACAUCAGAUUUGAUCUGCAAUCCAUCCAUGAUCUUCAGGGAUUCAGUCCUUGACCAAGAAUAUCAUACUCCUGAGUUCAGUCCAGUCACAUAUAUUCACUUCAGCCUAUACUUAAUUCCCAUGAGACUCAUCUGCUUCCAAAAAUCUUAAACUUUGUUCAACUAAGAAAAAAGGAGUCCUGCACGAGACAGGACUAGAGCUGUACGGUCUGAAGGUCAGUGCCAGAAGAGCUAGUUGAAGAAAGCACAUUUUUACAGUGCUUGACUGUUGAUAUUCUCUUGACGCUGUGUCUCUUGGUGCCUGUGGGAGAGAUUUGUUAUCACUGAAGGCAUCUGUGUGGUGGUGUCAGAUUUUAGGGGAGUUUUCAGCAACAGCUCAAAAAAAAAAACCAUGAGAGGAAACUACUGUUUAUCCCAUCUCUGUCUGCUUCUGAACCAGGCUUGGUCUGUUAGAGCUGUCCCACAUCAGGAGCAAUUGUGUUUAUUUCAUGCUGGAAUAGUCAGGAGACCUGGUGUUACAUUAGGUUGCUGGACUGAAUUGCCAGUUCACCAGCAGAUUGUUUUGAAUGCAAAAUCAUUUCUGGAAUUAAGAUAUGUGCGUCCUCUCCCUGGCUGGUCUUACACUGCUGUCUUCAGCAUAUGCGGUGCUCAGGUGAGGGAUGGGCUGGCAUUUUUCUCAGUGUUGUAAUCUUUUGCCACAGGCACGACUGUCCGUUUUCCUGCCCCACCAGGAGGAAGGACCAUCUGCCUUGGGUCAUCGCUUGCUUCACAGAUUGGGGAGGGGAAAAAGGCAGGGCAAUUCUGAGCUUCCCAUCAGAGUUACAAGGCAGAGCCUGAGUUCCACCCAUCUGAAAUCUAGAGGAAGUGAGCCGAGUCUUUAAGAAGUCCUCUUCAUGAUUAGGAGGAGAUUUAUUUAACAUCCUGGGGUUUCAGUCUGCGCAAUACAAAGCAUGAUACCAUCCACAGUGUGAGCAAAAGAGCAGGCACACAAGAUUCCUCGGCUUUACUAUUCACUAGCAGGUAUGGGCAACUGUUAAAGCCCCCCCCAUCCCCAAAACCAGUGUGCUGCCAUGGUGGCUCCAGGCCAUAGAAAGAGGACUGAGUGGUGAUGCUGACUGAGCAUGCUUGCCUCUUCGUGCAGAAGCGCUGGUUAACUUGCCAGCUCCUCUAGGAAGAGUGUUCCUCAAGUGAAUUCCUCUCCCUUUCUCACCACCUGGUUAUGCUGAGGGGGAAUAUUUCCAAAAUGUUUCUAAAGAAGCACAAAGCAUCAGGUCUCCAAUUCUUUGCUUCUUCCUUCAUGUGUCUGCUUUCCUCUCCAGUGCUAACUCAGGUUGAGGUUAGCAAUUUGUCUGGAGGUGGGGGUGUACACUGUGUAGAGAGAAAACAUAAAAGGGAAAAACAUUCCUUAAGGAGUCUUUUUUUUUUGUUAAUGGGGAAUGUUGUCAAAACCUAACAGAAACACCAUGGUCAAACCAAAUCCUAUAGGACAUGACCAAGUCUCUUUAAAUCUUCACUCUUCUAAAGAGGAACUUUGCAGUUCAGCAUUGGUACCAUGCAGUGUCUUCAUCACAUUUAUCCUCCUGGGUCAGUUUCUGUGCCUUCCAGCUGGGCUGCACACACUCAGCCUUUCCCACAGCCCUUGCUCAGGAGCUUGGAGCAUUUCAGUGUGCCUGCUGGAGCAACAAGCCAUCUGUUUACAUGGGUCAGCCAUGGAGGGCUGCAAGCCUCACAGGUCUCCAUCAUGCUGCCAUCAUGUUCAGUCUAAGAUGGAAUGAGGCUUGCUGACACUGUAUCUCCCAGGGUUAACGCCUCCCCUCUGAAGGACAGACCUUCCCUGAUACCCAUUGCCCCAUGGCACCACAACCAAGUCCUUCUAUUGCUCCUAUUGCCAUUUUUUGCCUGCCAUGUGCCCUGAGGCAUUCCUCAACUCUGCAGCCCUGCAACUGCCCUCAGCCUGUUGCAUUGUGUGAUGUGCAUCUGCUUCUAGCACAACCCUUUAGGGAGGGAGGGAGGUGAAUUUCCAUGUUACACCCAGUGCUUCCUCCAAAUACAGACUGAAGCACAAGCCAAGUGUUUUUUCCUGUGCACAGAAGGAGCUGGUUGCACAAAUAGCUGGUUUGGCAUGACAGUACAGGACCAUAAAAUGGCAAUUUUUUGGCUUCUCCUCUCUAUGCUUUGUGUUCAUAUAUUUUAUUAGGGGAUUAAAGUAGAAAGGGUGGGGAAAAGCAGUUACCUGUGUAGGGUCAUUAUCAGGAAGGCUGAAUGGAUUAAGGUGUUGCACAUGUGGCUAUCAUAGAAAAUUAAACACUAACCCUUCUGAACCGCAGCCCCUUAAGCCAGUUAUGACCAUGUGGCAUGUUUGUUGGCUCAUUAUGGAAUAUGGUAGACAGCCUGUCAGUAUGUAUUAACCACAGAUUGGGCUGCCUUCCCCUCUCUGGUCUCACGUUCAGACCUUUGCUUCAGCCAGAAGGUUUUUCUUGUGCCUUCAUUGGAUGUUACGCUGUGGUGACUUCCCCGGAAGGUGUAUAGACACAUGCCUAUUCUGGCACUGCUCUCCUUAGAUCAGUCCCUGCCGCCAUGGCCUGGAGAAGGCAAAAGCAAAGAGCACAGACCUGACUCUCUGUCGCAGCAUUAUGAAGCCCUAAAACCUGCAGAGCUGCUGAGCACUCUCCUGAAAGCAGAUUGCAUGCAGGAAAACAAAUCAUUCCUUGUUCCAGUCUUGGCACCAACCCAGAUUGUCUUCUCAGGCCCCAUUUUCAGCCCAAAGUUGUACAAAAUACGAAGGGGAGGAGCACCAUGGAGUAUAAAAGGCUGCAUCACUGUCCAUCUAAAUUACCUUGCAAACAGAAUUUAAAGAUAUUGAUGCUGGUGCCUCCACAAAGGAAUUUGCAUUUGAUGCCUCCUAAAGCCAGGCUGGCUUAUUGUUGGGAUUUUAUGUAAUGUCAGUCAUGAAAUUACCAGAGUUUAAGCAAGUCCUUUCCUUUUAUCAAAUGUUAAUUUUGCCUUUUAAUGUGAGCUGGCUUUGAACUCCAGGGUCUCUGCACUCAACUCUGUCUCUCUGAUCUGCAAACUUUACAUUUCCAGAUGUCUGAGGAGGAACAUCCUCCUAGUGUUAAGGAAGAUCUCUAGAUAGCAUGGUCUAGCCUGCUUUUCUGGUGGUUGUAAAUAAACUUUGGGUGAAAGGAGGCUGAUGUCCAGGAGACCAUCCCGUAGGCUCAUUUGAUGUUUUAUCAGACAUACCUUGAAGUCAACCCUUGGAAGAGCCACUGGAUUAUAUCUGAGUUUGCUGCAUGUCUACCCCCAACAUGUACACUUGGCCAUUGGGUCUGCUAUGCUGUUCUGGCUGUCUUGCCUGCAGACGCCUUGCAACUGCAAAAGCAGGCAACCAAGCCUGCUGCAUGGACUUUGAAAAGGACUUUAGGACGCUCCCCCAUGGACAGGAUGGACUCAGCUGCUUCUGGUUUGUCUCUCCAGCUCCUUUCCCAAAAGGAGGCACCUGCUCUGCUCAGCUGUGUGCUGGCUGACACAGUGGUCUGUGAUCCUGAGCAGAAUCCUUCCCUCUCCACGCAGCAUCUGUCCUCAGGCUGGCCUGCAGGCUGUACAACAUCAUGCAGGAGGCUUGAAAAGUACUGCGCCCUGUAUAUGACUCAACAGAAAGACGAAGAUGCUUUUGAAGAAAGGAAGGACCCAGCUGGGCACCAGAUGGAACGACAGGAAAAGGAAAACAGGCAGUAACUAGAAAGGUUGCCAAGUGCUGUCUUGGCCUAGGGCAGAUCUCAGUUGUCCGAGUUAAUCUAUUUCAGUACAGUGCUGAUACCAGCAGGGAGCAAAGCUCUCUUUCAAAUGCACACAACAGAAACACCAUGUCCCCAAGCUGGCACCACAGCCAAAUACUACUGCGGAGAGUCUGCUGGACUGUUAGAGCACAGAAAUGAGAUUUGGGGUCCCUUGCUGGUGUUGGCAUGUGGUACACAUUUGCUGUAACGUCAGGCAAGUCACAUCCAUGAUGUCCAUUCCCUUCUGCAGCCCCAGAGAAACCUGCCUUCCCAAGGUGCUACCAGUACCCUGCAUGGAUGUUCCCAAGUGUGUGCAUGCACCAUUGACAGAAUAGCUCUGCAAGCAAGAUGCAAAAAGCAUGCUAUAGAAAUUUUAUGCGUGUUUUCAAAAUACUACUCUGCUUUCCCUCCGUUUACCAGCUUCUGAUGGUGUUUGCAUGUGCCAGAAGGCUGCAGGGCGGAGGUUAGUAGAGAGAUUAAACAGCUUUGGGGGAAGAUGUUUGGCAAGAAUGUGUUUCCCAGUUAUUUGGCAGCUGGCUCUCGCACAACUGGCUUCUCAAUCUGCAUGCUGCCACAGGGAACAUGUAAAAUGAUCUGGUAGCCCAACAGCACCAUCCCCUGCUAGUAGAAUUAAGGAAUUUAGGAGUGCAACUGGGAUAGCAAGUGCUGAGGGGAGGGAAGAGAGCACUGAAGGGCUAAUUUGGGAUAUUCCCGUGGCAGUUUUAUGCUCUUACUUUUAGCAUCCGUGUAAUCAUCUGAAUGUAUAAACUGGCAGUUUUGCCUGGUGGCUUCCUUUACUUUUCCAUUCUUCCUUCAAGCUCACAUACUGUAUGGCCACUCUUGCCUAGAAUGAAGUGGGCUUUGUCACCUGGCUGCUGCUUGACUCGGCAAGCACAGGCUGCAUGUUCAAAAGAAACAUCUGCAUGGAUGGGAAGUGCCACAGGGCAAGCUGGGUUUAGGUUGAGCCUAAGGGGAAGGCAUGGGAAGGUCUUCAUUUUAAGGUGCUUUUCACCUAUAGGAGAACACGGCAUCCUUGUCACUUCCUUUCAAGGCUUUCCUGUGAGAGGGAUUGCUCCAAACCUUGACCCACAUCUCAUCAGACAAACUCACCUCUCUUACAGAGCCACGCAAGCCCUGGAGCAGAAGGGCCUGCAGUUUAGUGCAGAGGAAGAGGUUGUGACCUGGGAUUACCUACAGAGAUAAUUGCAAAUUUCUUACAGGGACUGGCAUCCAUAUUUUAACUCCCUGUAUUAUGCAGCUGAGCUGCUGCAUUGCUUCCAAAAAAUACAACUACCUUUCUUUGGCCCCCUUGACACUGGUGGCAAUCCCAGGAUCACAACAGCUAAAUGCUGCCUGGCUGAGCACUGCUUUGACAGCUUGCUGGGGAGGCAAAGGCUAGGUACUAAUUGAGAUUACAUGGAGCAGAGCACCAUGACCCAUGCAGCAAGCCAUGUCACAGAGCAGCACAGACACUGGCAGGACAGGUUGAAGCUUUCACUGGUGUCUGUGGAGAGCAGCUCUUCCCAUUGUUUCCCAUCCAUUAGCCACUGGUGGUGGCUCUGAGCCAUUCUCCUUCUCUAAAAAGCUGCUCCAGCAAAAGAUAGAUUUGUUCCUGGAAGGAGCCUGCCUCUCUAGUUGUGCCUGGUCUGUGGAGUGAUUUCCAUAGUAACAAAUGGUGGGAUUGCAUCAGGGAGUGGAAGGUACAAAAGAAGCCUCAUUAAAAUCUAACUGUCUCAGAGGUGUCACUGGAAACCAGCACAGUAGGCAUCAGAAAAGAAAAAGGCCACUGAAAGGCCGUGCUGAGAGAAGUUCCAUUAACUGCUGAGAUGAUUAUCCUCCUGGAGCAGCAUUUCUGCCCUAGUUCCCCAUCCACGUGUCCCAGGUGAGCUCACCAGGAAGCACUGCUGUCCACCCAGGCUGCCUUCUUGCUUCUGCACCUCAAAAAAGCUGUGACUCCAUUUGUUACCCACCUUCCUUGAGCCUGCGUGAUUUGGGAGAUGCAAAGUUUGUUGGCAGAUGUAAUACAGAUACAUGGAGAGAGCUGGAAAACUUGAACAAGGUCUCUUCACAACAGCCCUGCUGGUUUUUAUCGCCUUCAUCUCCAUCCCCAGCUUACAGAUUUCUUUGCUCAGUUUCUUUGCACGGAAAAGCUGUGGUAGCAGCUGUAUUCGGCUUGUGUCUGCCUCUGUACUGAGACAAACCCAAAGCAAAUGUCAGACCAGCAGGAGAUCCAACAAACAUGAUGGUGUGUGAUCCAGAGAGCAGGCUGGGAUUUCUCUUCACCUGCCUGAAGGCUGUGGGGCUGAGGGUUCACCGGGCUAGUGUAAAACCUUCAUCCAGCAAGCCGCCUUCACUCUCCCAGUCUUAAUACUGUGGGAGGUCUGCAAUCAUCCCACCCAUGCACCAGGUCCCAGGUCUGCCAGCCCAUGUGCUCCUGGUACUGGAGACCUGCAGCAGAGGCGCGGGUGGGAUGCCUGUCGGCUGUGCUCUUGCUGCACUGGGGCAGGGUGCUGUAAGACACACCGGUAGGGCUGUAGUUCUGCAGGGAGAAAGACUCUUGCAGAGGAUGAAGUCUUUGUAGGGGAUAAAGUUCAGAAAGGUGGGUUUCCCCCCCAUCCUUUUUGCACAUUUUUAACCAUUUUUACUCCUUCCAAAGAGGUUCUUGAACCUUCUGUUUAAUAAAGGAAAUGAGCCACCAUUAAAUAGCUUUCUGAAGGGUCUGAAAGCAGGCGCUACUUGCAUGCAGAGCUGGUCUGUGCCUAACAGGCAACUUCCAGACCUCACUGUACACCCUGUAGCUGAGUCACCCUGUGUGCUGUGCAGGGACUGGGGUGGAAGAGUCAGCUCUGGCCAUUAUACCAAACAGCCACGGCUUCCCAAACUGAAGAAGAAGCAGACCAAGAAGUGGGGGAAGUAGCAGCGACAGUAGAAGGAUAGCUAGAUGUCACAGGUAAUCUUCGGUAUCCGUGUCCCGUGGUUAGUCCUAGAAUUGCAAGCCUUGUUAUAUUGCACACGUCCUCCUUCCACUCCUCUUUUCUCAAAGCAGCCAUUGCCUUUCCUGCCCCCCACCCCAUGCACUAGUGAUGAGCAUCAGAGGCAGUUGCACCGAAGUGACUCUCAGCCCAGUUCUGCAUCCCCCUCUCCCAUCCAAACCCAAGGCAGCCCAGACAGUUGUUGGCCAUCACAAGUCUAGUAACUCCGCUUGGGUUUCUUUCCUCGUGUACCAUAGCUUCCUCAGCACGCACUCUAGCUGGACAGUACAGGGGGCUCUCACCGUGUCCCAAGAAGCUUCUUUGCCCCCUGGCAGCACCUUGCAGACAUGCACCUUACUGGGAAUGUACUGGGUCGACGCUGGUGAGAUCUGGCGCUGCUGAUUUUGCGUAGGUGGCAGCUGAUGGGGAUCCACGGGGGGAAGCUGGCAGAAAGUGGCUACUGUCCCUUUUCAUUUUUGAGGGAGAGGGGGAUUUUUUUUGGCAUUAUGAUUAUUGUCCACCUUCCAGUGGCCAAGUUAUGGGCUGCAUUAAUAAUUGGGGUUAAUUGGCUGUCCGGGCAGGUAUGGAGCUUCACACCAACCUGAGUAGCAAACGUUGUGGCUGGAUCCAGAGCCUGGGUACAGUCUGGGUUUCUCCCAUGCUGGCACAGUGCUUACAGCAGGCUCCAGAUAGACCUUUCUGGCAGACAGGGAAACAGCACUCCUCCGAGUCUGGAAUAAAUAGCACUUCCAUUUUGUGUCCUCAGCUUGGAAAAAACUCAACCAAGCAAGUAUUUCCCAGGUCUCCUUUCCCCGCGGUGCCUCGCACCCAGGGCAGGGCGGGGCCGGGGGGGGGGCAAGAGGCAUUUCAGGAUCACCAAAAGCGCAAGGUCCUUUUUGGAUGUAUUUAAUGGAAGUAUCUUUCAGGAGAGACCUCCCGACCUUUGCGUUAAUCUCAAGAGCAGGAGAUGAAUUUCCAGCUGUCCUCGCAUAUAGUGAAACAUAGCUAAAACAGCCAAAUGCAAAGUAGAGUUAAAUGUAGGGUUUGACCUGAAUAACCUUUUAAUUAGGACAAUAAGUUUGUUGUAGCUUGACCUUAGUCCAUGUUAGGAACCUGCUAAUCAUUUGACAUGCAGAGUGUAUUAAUGCUGCACUUAACUUGGCCAUUGGUUUUACUAUCUGGUUUUGGGAGUUUUUUCACUCCCAAAGCAUCAAUCUGCAUCUUGUAUAGGUUUUCUUUUCUUUCUUUUUUUUCCUGUUUAGAACAAGUAGCACAUUUGUACUUCUGUUCCUGUCUGCGUAGAGUAUUGCCUUAAACAGAUCAGUUGUGUUUUGGUUAGUUUUGGGUUUUCUUCUACCUACCAUCAGUUUUAUGCAUUAAUUUAUUUUAAAAUGUGGGGUUUUUUUGAAAAACAUAAAACAUGUAUAAUAUUUUUUUUAACAUUUCCAUUGCAGUAUUUAUCAUUGUUACUGGUUGUGUGUAGUGUAACAGAAUUAAUGAUAUUAAAAAGCAUACAUAUGAAAA